AUUUAAUGACAUUUUUUCAAUUUCACCUCUCACGAGUAUGUUGACUUUGCAUAUUGGUUAGUUAGACUAUUAAUAUUUUAUUAAACAACACCAUGUCACCUCAAGUUCCUAUACACAUAAGUGUGGAGAAGAAAGGGAUUGUUGCUGUUCUUACUAUGUCUGGAUCACAAAAUCGAAUUAAUAUGAUAUUUUGUGACAAGUGGAUGGAAGCACUAGACAAAGUAGAAAGCUGGCCAGAUGUGAAAGCUCUGGUCACGACUGGUUCUGGCAAGUUUUAUUCAAACGGACUCGAUCUUGAAUAUUUGAUGGGGAUUUCCCAAGAGGAGUUUGCAGAAUAUGGCAAACGAUUCAUGGAGCUGCGAAAGCGUUUGUUAUGUUUCCCCAUGGUAACUGUUGCGGCCAUUAAUGGUCAUUGUUUUGCUGGUGGAGUGAUUUUCGCUCUUCUUCAUGAUUACUGUGUCAUGCAAAAUGGGAAAGGAUGGAUGUGCUUGAAUGAAGUUGAUUUGGGAAUGCAAAUGCCUCCAUUUGUUCAAGUGUUGUUAAAAACCAAAUUUUCACCAAGCCAGAUACGUGAUGCAGUAAUAUAUGGAAGACGUUACACUGCCUCUGAAGCACUUGAAUUUGGUUUAAUUGAUAAAGUUGCGAAUGAGGGCCAGGCUGUUCAAGCUUCUGUAGAUAUGGCUCGUUCUUUAGUGGAGAAACGAACAUAUGCAAGACAGAUGGUCCAUGAUAUGAAAUCGGAUCUUUAUAGUCAUAUCCUUACAGUGGAUGAGCAUUCUCGCCCAAGUCCCACUACUGAGCAGAAGUCAAGACUUUAGCAUCUAAUUGCAAGAUAUUAAGGUUACAACUGAUCAGUAUUCUACUUUACAACAUGAUUAGUCAAUGAGUCAUUGUUGCAGCUAGUUAUUCUGUCAUUUGUUAAUUCAUUUUUCUUUGAUCCUGCCAUUGCGUGUAUGAAGGCAUUUUCAGCGUAAAAAUGUGUAUUUCUUCACAAAAGUGAAAUUGGCAGUUACCACAGAAUUAAUGAGGCCUUUUUCAAUAUAUAUGAAAUAUGUAUCAAUUUUAAUAUAUUAUCACUGAUAUAUUAGAAUGGUGCUAACACCAACCAGACUGUAAAAGAUAAUUAGCUUGACAUCAAAGCUAUAUUAUUUGUGUGUAUGUAUAUUUCAAGUGCAAUUGAUUUUUGUUUCAUUCACUAAAUACUGUAUUUCCACCAUAUUGAAAUUAUGCAAUUUUAAUUCCGAAUUUGAUGUACCGGUACUUGUUUUUGAGUUCAUAUAAUUUAAAAUCUAUUUUCAAAUAAUUUUAGA
Messenger RNA from Styela clava, 1310 nucleotides. The record is from RefSeq and is a predicted model, not a curated record. NCBI's taxonomy places the organism in Eukaryota, Metazoa, Chordata, Ascidiacea, Stolidobranchia, Styelidae.